GGUAAGGAUGGCAGAGCAUCUCCACAGCAGCACGUUGUCUGCCUCUGGGGCGACUCAGCCCAUCCCUUUCCUCACCCUUGAGCAAAAGGCAGCCUUCGUCUUUGUGCUGCUCCUCUUCAUUUUCCUGGGUCUGCUGAUUGUACGCUGUUUCCGCAUCCUGCUGGACCCCUACAGCAGCAUGCCUUCUUCCACAUGGACGGACUAUAUGGAGAAAGACACAUUUGACUACCGCAUUGCCUGA
This is a messenger RNA of Neoarius graeffei (lesser salmon catfish), 241 nucleotides long. Its product is annotated as cortexin-2. The transcript has a single exon. Bases 8 to 241 code for a protein of 77 amino acids. NCBI's taxonomy places the organism in Eukaryota, Metazoa, Chordata, Actinopteri, Siluriformes, Ariidae. The record is from RefSeq and is a predicted model, not a curated record.